This is a messenger RNA of Aureobasidium namibiae CBS 147.97, 1875 nucleotides long. RefSeq lists its product as uncharacterized. The record is from RefSeq and is a predicted model, not a curated record. The transcript is spliced from 3 exons. NCBI's taxonomy places the organism in Eukaryota, Fungi, Ascomycota, Dothideomycetes, Dothideales, Saccotheciaceae. Bases 1 to 1875 code for a protein of 624 amino acids.
AUGCGUUCAUUCAUCUCUCUGCUUUCCCUCUCGUCCGUCGCUCUUGCGAGCUGGACUCGGAACUUGAACUACCGCAGUCCUUCUGACCACCAUCCUGGUCUCGGUAUCUCUCUCCACAAGGUCAACAAGCGCAAUGUGCCUGGUACUCAGUACUCUGCCUCGCAGUUGAACUUUACCCAUGGCGUUGCUUCUGGUGACCCGUACUCGGACUCUGUCAUUCUGUGGACUCGUGUAGCUCCCAUGUUUGACAAUGUUAACGACAACUCGACUGUGUCUGGCAUUGCACCGCUCUACGGUCAUGGAGCCAGCUUGAACGCCAGUACUGCUCCUGUAUGUGUGCAGUACAAGGUUGCCAAGACUUCCAACUUCACCCAUGUCGAGAGCCAGGGCACCGCCUACACUUCUUCCGACAUUGACUACACUGUCAAGGUCGAGGCCAAGAACCUGACCGCAUUCACCCGCUACUACUACCAAUUCAACGUCUGCGGUUCCAACAAGACCAGUCCUCUUGGCCGCACCAAGACUGCUCCUGACACCAAUGACUACACUGCCGAGGUUGGACUUGCUGUCUACUCGUGCAGCAACUUCCCAUUCGGCUUCUUCAACGCCUAUGGAAACCCCGUGCGAAAGGACUCUGUCGACUACGUCAUCCACCUCGGCGACUACAUCUACGAGUACGCCGGCGACGGUGACUACGGCUACGGCUACAGCAUCAACCGCAUCCCCAAGCCCGAACGUGUCAUCACCACUCUCUACGACUACCGCGAGCGCCUCGCUACCUACCGCACCGAUCUCGAUCUUCUCGCUUCUCAUCAGAACUACCCUUGGAUUCCUGUCUGGGAUGACCACGAGGUCUCGGAUAACACAUACCGCGAUGGCGCUUCUGAGCUGAACAACACCGAGGCUUCGUUCAUCAGCGAUGGUGGUGUCUCGGUUGACCAGAGAAAGAUGAAUGCUGUCAGAGCUUACUUUGAGUGGAUGCCCAUCCGUCAAGUCGAAAUGGACGACAAUCUUCGUAUCUGGCGCAGCUUCAGCAUUGGCAGCUUGUUCGACUUGGUCAUGCUUGACACCCGCCAAUACGACCGCUCCAUCACAGAUCUCUACUGGAACACCGAUUACGUCCACGACAUCAGCAACGAUGCAGGCAGAAGUAUGAUGGGCAGCAGACAGGAAAACUGGUUCUACAACCAACUGACUCAAUCCGCAAACCGUGGUGCCGCAUGGCGUCUUAUUGGCUCUCAAACCGUCUUCUCGCGUGUGAAUGAGUCUGCGGCGUAUGGCAACACCAAUCCUCUCGACUACGACGCUUGGGAUGGCUACCAAGCCAACCGCAACCGCACCUUGUCGCAUCUCUACAACAACGGCAUCGGCAACAACAUCGUCAUGUCGGGCGACUCUCACGCCUCAUGGGUAUCUGAUCUCGUGUGGCUUGACCACGAACGCUACAACUCCACCUCCGGCAACAACAGCAUCGGUGUCGAAUUCGCCGGCUCUGCCGUCUCCUCGCCCUGCCCGUACGGCCAAAACAUCUCCCUCGCAGCCGCCAACAACGCCUCCGACUGGCUGGUGCAUGCAAACGAAGAAUUGCAAUGGCAAGACAUCUACUACAGAGGUUACUUUGAGCUCCACAUCAACUACGACGAAGUAACCGCCAAUUACUUUGGCAUGCCCACCAUCAUCAACCGCAACCCUGACGAGAUUUCUCUCGCCAACUUUACCGUCAAGAGCGGUGCUAACAAGUUGCAACGACCUGUUGCUGGUGGCAUCGUCGAGUCUGGUGCACUGAAGUUGGGGCAGGUUGUCCAGACUAAUGCUACCAACAACACUGCUACGGGUGUUUGGUUCGUUAGCCAGGCUAACGAGGAGGAUAUCUGA